Messenger RNA from Lingula anatina, 1035 nucleotides. RefSeq lists its product as uncharacterized. Lineage: Eukaryota; Metazoa; Brachiopoda; Lingulata; Lingulida; Lingulidae. The record is from RefSeq and is a predicted model, not a curated record. Gene Ontology annotation, molecular function: protein binding. Gene Ontology annotation, biological process: signal transduction.
AUGGAUCUCUUGUAUGCUGUGUGGCGUGGUGAUAAUGGUGAGGUGAAGCGACUGCUGCGUGAUGGGAGAUAUCAUGUAAACAAAGAGACUGUGUGGGGAUUGACUCCUCUGCGCGUAGCAUUGCUGAGAGGUAAUGCAGAUAUGGUGAAACUACUCCUGGACAGCGGGGCUAAAGUUAAUGCCAAGGACUCGUGUGGCAGAACUCCUUUAUACUGUGCAGCAUUAAAUGGCCAUGAAGACAUCGUGAAACUUCUCUUGGAGCGUGGAACUGAUCCUAACAUCACCAAUAAGGAUGGUAGAACCCCAUUACAUGAGGCAAUGCGUCGGUGCCCUGGAGACAUCGUGAAGCUUCUCCUGGAGCAUGGAGCUGAUCCUAAUAUCACCGAUGAGGGGGACAGUAAACCAUUAUGUUGGGCAGUAGAGGAAGGCCAUGAUGACAUCGUGGAGCUUCUCCUGGAGCAUGGAGCUGAUCCUAAUAUCACCGAUGUGUGGGGCAGAACACCAUUAGGUUGGGCAGCAGAGGAAGGCCAUGAGGACAUCGUGAAGCUUCUCCUGGAGCAUGGGGCUGAUCCUAAUCUCACGUAUAAGUGGGGCACAACUGCAUUACAUGAGGCAGCAUAUAAAGGCCAUGAAGACACCGUGAAGCUUCUCCUGGAAGGUGGAGCUGAUCCUAAUAUCACGGAUAAGAAUGGCUCGACUCCUUUACAUGAGGCAGCGUAUAAAGGGCAUGAAGACAUCGUGAAGCUUCUCCUGGAGCAUGGAGCUGAUCCUAAUAUCACGAAUAAGUGUGGCAGAACUCCUUUACAUGGGGCAGCAUUGUACGGCCAUAAAGACUCCGUGAAGCAUCUCCUGGAGCAUGGAGCUGAUCCUCAUAUCACCAAUGAGGUUUGUGGACACAUAGAAAUAUUAUAUAGGCAAAAUACCCUGAACUUGGUUGGUAACAUACAUGAUGAUGAUGAUUGUACCAUACAGGCACAUUAUGAUUCCUUUCCCAAUCAUUGGAUAUUUGUUUGGAGAUACGUGUGUCCCUUGUAG